Molecule: messenger RNA, 660 nt
Organism: Patella vulgata (common limpet)
Lineage: Eukaryota; Metazoa; Mollusca; Gastropoda; Patellidae
Product: sulfotransferase 1B1
Exons: 4
Biological process (GO): sulfation
Cellular component (GO): cytoplasm
Molecular function (GO): sulfotransferase activity
Source: RefSeq, a predicted model, not a curated record
UAGAAGCUCAGAGAAAUGAUCAUAAAAGAUGAUGAUGUUAUUAUAUGCGCUUAUCCAAAAGCCGGUACUCAUUGGAUCUGGGAAGUGGUUCAGAUGUUGAGAGGUCAAACGACCGAAUAUCACAAAGAUAUUAAGGAGAAACAAAUGAUAGAAGCUGCUAAAAUCGAGGGUAUAGAUUCUGAACCAUCACCACGAGUUCUCAAUUCCCAUUUAUGGCCGCGACAUUUACCUAAACAAAUGUUUGAAAAGAAAACCAAAAUAAUUUUUGUCAAUCGUAAUCCUAAAGACAUAUUGAUAUCUUUGUUCUGGCAUUACACCGGAGCAGAAAAAGAGAAAUUGGUUACCUUGGCAACUUUACUUUAUGGACUAUGGUAUGAAUAUACCCUAGAAUGGGAAAGGUUCCUUAAAACAACUGAAAAUCCAGUUUACGAACUGUCUUAUGAGGACAUGCAACAGAAUCCGCUACAUCAUGUGAAAGAGCUGGCUAAAUUUCUUGGAAAAGAUGUCACUGAUGAAUUAGGUAGGGUUAUAGUAGAUGCCUGCUCCUUUGAUAAACUUAAGAAAGCCAAUGACGAAGUGAAAGAUGACUUUCUUAAACCUUUGUUCAAGGAAGGACAGUCAAUGUUUAGAAAAGGUAGGAGUAGAUUAUUGUCUCCUUAA